AUGGCUGGAAUAACCUAGGGUGUUUCUACCUGGGUAACACUUGGCAAAGUUUCCCACUUUCCUUGUUCCAUUUCUGAGGGUCCGGCACACUUCUCUUGCCCAGAUCAACUUGACUCUUCAGUACUGUUUUGCACACCCUACUCCGUGGGGGAGUGCAGCAACGUGCCUGUCUUAUGUGGCCUCUAUGGCCACAUUGCUCAGCUGCCAGGGAGAGAGGAAGUUUUCCCCAACUAUCAAAAAAAGGAGAAAAAAUCCCUCUUUUCCCUGUGCUCUUAGCAGCACAGUAGCAAAGGAUAAUCUCCUCUUUGGAUUUUUUGGAGUAGUUUCCAGGAAGAAGUUAACUCUCCUCCUUUAAAUGGAUGACCAUGUUACCAUCAAGAAAAAAUAUCUCCAAAGACCGAUCUUUCGACUAAGAUGUUUAGUAAAGCAGCUGGAAAAAGGUGAUAUCAAUGUCGUGGAUUUAAAGAAGAAUAUUGAAUAUGCAGCAUCUGUCUUGGAAGCCGUUUACAUUGAUGAAACGAGAAAACUGUUGGAUACCGAAGAUGAGCUCUCUGACAUCCAGAUUGAUUCAGUCCCAUCAGAAGUUCGGGAUUGGUUGGCUUCUACCUUCACACGGAAAAUGGGGAUGACAAAGAGGAAACCUGAAGAGAAGCCAAAGUUUCGUAGCAUUGUACAUGCUGUCCAAGCUGGAAUUUUUGUGGACAGGAUGUACAGACGGAGUUCCAGCAUAUCUGGUCUGGCUUACCCAGCAGGUGUCAUCGUAACAUUAAAGGAUGUAGAUAAAUGGUCAUUUGAUGUAUUCGCCCUAAAUGAUGCAAGUGGAGAACACAGUCUGAAGUUUAUGAUAUAUGAACUGUUCACCAGAUAUGACCUGAUCAGCCGCUUCAAGAUUCCUGUUCCUUGUCUAAUUUCCUUUGCGGAAGCCUUAGAAGUUGGUUACAGCAAGUACAAAAAUCCAUAUCAUAAUUUGGUUCAUGCAGCAGAUGUCACUCAAACUGUGCAUUACAUAUUGCUUCAUACAGGUAUCAUGCACUGGCUCAAUGAACUGGAAAUUUUAGCAAUGGUCUUUGCAGCUGCUAUCCAUGAUUAUGAGCAUACGGGGACCACCAACAACUUUCAUAUUCAGACCAGGUCAGACGUUGCAAUUUUAUAUAAUGAUCGUUCUGUCCUGGAAAAUCAUCAUGUGAGUGCAGUGUAUAGGCUUAUGCAAGAGGAAGAAAUGAACAUAUUGGCAAAUUUAUCCAAAGAUGACUGGAGGGAUCUUCGGAACCUGGUUAUCGAGAUGGUUUUAUCUACUGAUAUGUCAGGUCAUUUCCAGCAAAUUAAAACUAUUAGGAGCACUUUGCAGCAGCCAGAGGGGAUAGACAAAGCCAAAGCCAUGUCCCUGAUUCUCCAUGCUGCAGACAUAAGCCAUCCAGCAAAAACCUGGGAACUGCAUCACCGGUGGACCAUGGCCCUGAUGGAAGAAUUUUUUCGACAGGGAGACAAGGAAGCUGAGUUAGGCCUUCCCUUUUCCCCACUUUGUGACCGCAAGUCAACCCUGGUGGCCCAGUCCCAAAUAGGUUUCAUUGAUUUCAUAGUGGAGCCAACGUUUUCUCUUCUCACGGAUUCAACAGAGAAAAUUGUUAUUCCUCUUAUAGAGGAAGCCACAAAAUCUGAAAAUUCUCCCUUUGCAUCAAACAGCUCACCUAACACUGGAUCUUUAAGUAUUGGGGAUGCUCUAAAAAGGUCAACUGUUAGAAGCAACAUAAGUGAUAGGUCUAAUUCCUCAGACUAUUCUCUUGCAACAGUGGACCUGAAGAGCUUUAAGAACAACUUGGUGGACAUCAUCCAACAGAACAAAGAGAGGUGGAAAGAGUUAGCAGCUCAAGGUGAGCCUGAGCUUUGUAAGAACUCAGAAGCUGCAAUAAAUACCACAGAAGAAAAAUGUGAUGUGAUUCACCACCAGUAGGUUUGAGACAUCUUAAAGGCUUCUGAUAUAUUGCAAAUGAGAGGAAAAUCAGAACAGCACAUAAAUGUCCUAAAUCCUCAAAUGGCCGGAAGGCUCUACUCUAAGCAUAUUUUUCGACCCUGCCCUUUUUAAUGGACAAUAAUGGAAGAAAAUCAUGUUAAAAACAUGGAACCCUGAGCUGGUAACUCAGGCCAUUUCGAUAUUCUCAAGGUUUCAGUAACGUUUUCUGAUUAUUGUUAAUGUCAUCGUGUCAUCAUCAUUGUGUUUCCUCUACUGUUUGGCCUUCAAUCAAGCCAGAAAAAAAAGUUGGAUUACUUUUGAAAUUUGUGUUAUUGAAAGCUAUUCUAACUUAGCUGACUGUGAAAUGUGUAUAAAUAUAUGAUGCGUUCAUUCAUUCAUUCAUUCAUUCAUCUAUUCUCUGGUGUACUGUGUUCUGAACAGCUGGCAAUUUCUUUUUUUAAACCUUGUGGGAAAAAAUUAUUUCUGCGGUCUUGGAUGGCAGACCAUUUAGGUUGUCCUUGUUGGAUUUCUAUCAUUGGGAACAAAGUUGGAAAACCCUGAAACUGAAAUCAGAGACUUACGCCAGCAAUGAAUAUACAAAAUUGUCUUGGGCUGCAAAGUAGUGGAGACCUCAUCAUGACUGAGAACUUCUGACAAAGUCAGUGGAACCUUUCUCAGAAACUAACUGGUCAACUUGUAGCUCAUCAUAAUCGUCUAUGUUAUUGUCAUCAAAAUCUUAAGAGCAUGUGAUAUUGAGCUUGGUGAUGUCAACAUCAGUCAAACACAGACCAUACCCACCAUAGGCUUACAGUCUCAAGGAGGAGUCUACAAUCAUUGCUAACAGGAAACUUUGGAACAGAAUUGGGAACUUACCAACUGGAGUGUUGAGCCUGGCAGGGAAGAGAAAAAUAUUGGAUAUCAUUGACGGUCAAAAAAAUAAAAGAUGUGUGUAUAUAAAAAGAAAAUGUAUAUUCAACAAAUGCUGGUUGAAAUGUCCUAUGUGGAAUCCCAAAUAUGUAUGUAUAUACACACGUAUAUGCAUAUACAUAUACAUAUAUAUUUCCCCAAUGCACUAAUCAGAGAAGAACUUCCAGUCUGGUUGUCUCUUAUUCAUCUCCCUCAGUUUGUUCUCAGCGGUGUAAUGAUGUGUGCAUGUACAAGAACUUCUAGGCUGCUCCAAGAUGAAGAAUGUUUUUGUUGAGAACUGAUAGAACGAUUAGUUUGGAUCAGACACUAAAUUUCCAUUGAGAGUUUGAGGUGGACAAGAACUUCAUGGGUUUGAUUUGUCCAUGUUUUUUGCAGAGCACAAAGAUCUGUUGGAAACAUCACCAGAGUCACCAGUCACCAUAGAAUAAGAAAUGAGCCAAUUGUCACAUUAAAACUUAGGAGCUCUGUCUGUCUUUGGGCCUGCUUCGUUUCUGGUUUGUGCAAUGUUAAGCAAUAUUUUUUUAAAAUGGGUAAAACUCUACGCUUGCAAAUAAAGUUUGAGGAACUGUGCCAUUUACAACUUAGAUCACUUUUAAUGUGUAAGCCAUAUCCAAUAUGCAUAUUUCAUAUGCGUAAUUUUAAUGUAUGAAAUAUAUCUGCAUAAGAAGUGUACAAAGUGCAUUUCCAUGUCUUUUGAAUGAAGCCCUUAGUUUUUGUUUAGCCUCAGCCUUUGACACAGCACAGCUGUAUAAGGAAAUUGUAUCAUAGGUGUUACAAUGCACUUGAUAUUUUUAUUUUAAGAGUAAAGAUUGAUCUAUACUGAUAGCGUUGAAGAGAUUAAUUCUAUAUGUGUAUCAUGGCCACUUUCUAUCAUUAAAAAAAUCCAAGUCUU
This is a messenger RNA of Trichosurus vulpecula (common brushtail), 3770 nucleotides long. RefSeq names its product phosphodiesterase 1A (gene PDE1A). Gene Ontology annotation, molecular function: 3',5'-cyclic-nucleotide phosphodiesterase activity. The transcript has 15 exons. The coding region runs from base 356 to 1951 and encodes 531 amino acids. Lineage: Eukaryota; Metazoa; Chordata; Mammalia; Diprotodontia; Phalangeridae. Gene Ontology annotation, biological process: signal transduction. The record is from RefSeq and is a predicted model, not a curated record.